This is a messenger RNA of Phytomonas sp. EM1, 1013 nucleotides long. Lineage: Eukaryota; Euglenozoa; Kinetoplastea; Trypanosomatida; Trypanosomatidae. The record is from the annotation of a GenBank genome assembly.
AAAAAGAAUUUAAGCGAAGUAAAAUAAUUAUUCAAUUUAUUCCUUAUUUCAGCCAAUCAUAAAAUAUGUCCCUGAAAGACGUGAACACUAAGGCAACUGCUCUGGAGACUAAGCUUGGUGGGAAGCCGUUUCUAGGUGGUGCGAAGCCCUCUGCUGAGGAUGUGAAGCUGUUUAAUGACCUCCUCGGCAGCAACAACCUGAAUGUGUAUCGCUGGGUAAAGAAUAUCGCGACGUUCUCUGAGGCUGACCGCCGCUCAUGGGGUGCACCGGUGAAGGUGAAGCCACUCCCGGAGGCUGGGAACCCUGUCUUUGACAUUCCCACCAAGCCUGCUCCUGCUGCUGAGGUGAAGUCUGCCCCUGUCGCUGAUGUGAAGCCCGCUCCUGCUGCGGAGGAGGAAGACGAUAUUGACCUUUUCGGUGAGGCGACUGAGGAGGAGAAGGCAGCACUGGAGGCAAAGAAAGCUAAGGAUGCGGAGAAGAAGAAGGCAAAGCCUGCUCUCGUGGCAAAAUCAUCGAUUCUGCUCGACAUCAAGGCUUGGGAUGACACAGUUGAUCUUGAGGCACUUGCAGGUAAGCUGAAUGCCAUUCAACGGGAUGGCCUUGUCUGGGGGGAACACAAGCUUGUGCCUGUUGCCUUUGGUGUUAAGAAAUUGCAGCAGCUCAUUGUGAUUGAGGAUGAUAAGGUUUCCGGCGAUGACUUGGAGGAUAUGAUCAUGAGCUUUGAAGAUGAAGUCCAGUCGAUCGAUAUUGUUGCCUGGAAUAAGAUUUGAUGGAAUAUAAAACGUUAGAAUUCUGUAGCAGCGAGUGAUAACGAGAAGUAUGUUAAUGAGGUAAAUAUUCAGAAUAAUAUGAAAUCUGAACUUUUUAUAAAAACUUAAAGAAAAAUUAGGGGUAAAAAGUUAAUAAAUACAAAGCUUACUUAAGCAUAUAAUAGUAAAGGUUGAAUUCUUUAAGCAGCGAGGUAAAAUCAGGAGUGGAUUCAGAUAUUAGUAAGACUGUAAUUCGUAGUUUUU